Lodderomyces theae is the source of this 588-nucleotide messenger RNA. RefSeq lists its product as uncharacterized. Lineage: Eukaryota; Fungi; Ascomycota; Pichiomycetes; Serinales; Debaryomycetaceae. The transcript has a single exon. The record is from RefSeq and is a predicted model, not a curated record. Bases 1 to 588 code for a protein of 195 amino acids.
AUGACCAAACCUACUUAUCAGAUACACGAGUUGAUGAACUUGCGUCAUGGCUACUACUAUGAUAUUCAACUUCCAGAUUUGCUCCUUCCUCGUCAGAAGAAACAAAACACACAACAACAGAAUCCCCACAUGGUGACCUUGGAUUAUAAAUCAGGCAAACUAUUCCCGGUUUCAUCUUUCGUGCUAUUGCAGACAGAUACAAUGCAUUCGAAUAUGCAAACAGCUUCGAAAAUAUGCCCGCCUACAUGGUCACCACCUUUGUCGUCCCCGCCUAGACCCUUAUCGCCAACAUUUCAGCAAAUGGACUACAGGUUCCAGGGGUUAAUGGUCCCCAUUCUCAACAUUGACCAGGAGCUUGCAGUUCAAAUCAAGUCCUCACCAUGGGAGAGUCACCGUCAAGUUCAAAGGUCGCCUAGGUGGUACAACAGCCCCAUCAGUCCCGCAGACCCGCCACCACAGAAUAAGCCAAAGGAUGUGGUUUUGGAAAAAUCCGCUAACGUGAUCUCAAGCGAGGAGGACACUACAUCCAGUGAUGAAGACAUUGUUAUCCAAAUACAUUCAUCCAGCCCUCAAAGAGAGCUUAAUUAG